GGGGGCACGUCCAGUAUGAGCCGCGGGCAGGGCAGUGUGGGGGGGGGGUAGGCUCAUCCCCUGGCUCCGGGACACGGGGCUGCCACUUAGUGACGGGGAAGGCUGAGACGGCACGGGAAACUCACGGUGAGCCGCAGCCUGAGCCCAGGCCCCGCUGUAGAACAGAUUAAACUUUCCUGUUUGUCCCCUUUGUGUCCUGCCCUUCAAGCCCCCUCGUUUCCUUUCUAGUCAGCCAGUUUCUUCCGAAUGACCCAGCUGUCAGAAAUGGCCCUGCGUGUCCCUGGAUUCACCAUCUUUAGCGGCGCGAGGACAGGAGUCAGAGGGAAGGAAGCAGAGUCCCUCUUUUCCCAGCCCUACGAAGUGGCAGGUUAUCAGACUCCCGACAUCCCACAUCCUCCUGCCUGCUACACGCAACUGAAACUAAGCCUAGGAUGAAGUCAUGCAGCAGGUGCCAAUGUGAUCUGUCUUUAACAGAGCUGUUCGGGAAAGCAGCAACUGCGAUACAAGAGAAAAUUAGAAGGCGCACGGAAAAAGGGGGCAGACUUUUCAAGGCAGCGAGCCGAGAAUUUGAAAGUGAUGAGUCUAAAAGUGAGACCUCAGACCUCCCAGAAGAAAUUCCUGGUGAAGACAAGCAGAUGAUGUCCCCUGAGAAAGCAGGCCCUAGCCAGAAAAUGAACCUGAAUGCCUCUGACUCGCCUCCAGCAGCUGCUGCUGCUUGGGGCUCCCCUACUCCUGAAACUCAGCCACAAAGGAAGGAAAGGCCUGCAAGCCCUGGCCCUGCUCCCACCCAGGUGGCAGAUGCAGUUAAAGCAAUAAAGUACUGCAUGGAAGAGCUCAGCAUGGACCUGUUGACUGUCACACAAGCUUUUUUGAAAAACAGUGGGGAAGUGGAAGCCACCAUGUGCUUUUUGAAGACCAGCCAGCGCUUGGAUGGGCAUCCCAUAUGGAGCAGAGAAGAUGAUUUAGAGUUGCAAAAAGAUGAUGAAAAUGUCAGAAGCAAACUAAUAGCGAAGUUUGGAGCUGAGAAUGUAGCUAGACGGGUUGCAUUCAGGAGGACUUAGAUGACAAGUUGUGGAUGUGAUUCAAGGAGUUGGGGCUGUUCCAGGAGAGGAGGGAAAGAUUUACCUGAGCUUCACAGAAGGAAGAGACUUAAAGAUCUGUAGGAGCAGCCUUUGGCAACUGCAGAGAAUAAUUGCCUAAGAUUUCAUGCUAUGUAGGAAAAAGUCUUGCAUUGUUCAAAAUGACAAGGUCUCUUUGUAAAACUUUUUGUCUUUCUGAUCCUUUUUAUAGGCUUCCACUUGUAUACAAGGCUUAGUUUUGCAUUAGGUUUGUGAUGAGUACAGUGAUGGGUAAGGCUGAAAAAUAAACUGGAGAGAUCCUCCAUCUGUCCAGAGCCAAGUGUUGGGCACCAGAAAAUCUGCCCUCAGGUGCCUCGUGUUCCUCAUCCACCAGCAAGGGGAGGAACUUGCCUGUACUACUGCAUGGAGAGAGCAUCAGGAGGAAGACAGUAGAGCCUGCUCCUGCAUUUUAGCUUUCUCACUUGCACUGCUGGACCUGGAAAAAGUUCCUUCUCUGUAAGAGCAGAAAUGGCACAAUUCUUGUACCUGGAAAGGUCCUUUGUGCUCGCUCCAGGCCAAAGUAAACAGGGUCUUGAGACUGAUGCAGGACAAAGCAAGAGGCACGUGGAUCCUCCUACAGUGCUUCCUCUUCAGCUGUGUUGUCUUACAUGUGCACGUGCCAAAGUCUCACCAAUAUGUUCCAUCCAGCCCCUGUGAAUCCUUCCAGUAAACAGCAAGAGGGUCCAGCUGUCUAAUAACAGGGUCUAAGCUCAUCCUAGCCAAUCUUGUGUGGUUUCUUUCACCUUUGGUAGCUACCAGGCCACAGGCAGCAGGUAUUUCUGCAGUUACAAAGUGUGCGCUUUCUUGACAGAGGAUAACAUAAUGUGUGAUUGUAAGUUUUUCUCGCUGCUAGUGCAGGGGUGCUGCUGGGAAGGAUUUGUUUGUUUCAAACAUCAAAUUACCAGGUGUCAAAAUCAUGUUCUGAUUAGGAUCUUAAUGUAAAUAUUUGGACAAUCACUCUCUUGGGUUUGUAGUUAUUUACAGCACUUAAACUGGGAUUAAAUCAUCUUUUGUUGGAAUGAAAACUGGUUUCUUGCUACCACCAUUUUAAUUUUAUUAAUAUUUUAUAUGUAAGCGGUCUCAGCCUAGCUUACCAGUUUUGUUGGUUUUUUGUUUUGGGGUUU
Alligator sinensis (Chinese alligator) is the source of this 2242-nucleotide messenger RNA. RefSeq names its product TERF2 interacting protein (gene TERF2IP). Gene Ontology annotation, cellular component: shelterin complex. The transcript is spliced from 3 exons. Gene Ontology annotation, biological process: regulation of DNA-templated transcription; telomere maintenance via telomere lengthening. The record is from RefSeq and is a predicted model, not a curated record. The coding region runs from base 432 to 1061 and encodes 209 amino acids. Gene Ontology annotation, molecular function: telomeric repeat DNA binding. NCBI's taxonomy places the organism in Eukaryota, Metazoa, Chordata, Crocodylia, Alligatoridae.